AUGCAAGACAAUAUAAAGGCUCAGAUUGGAUGGCUGAAGCAAAGCAGGGCUUUUGAGCCAAAACGGGAGCUUUUAAAUCGCGUUUUGAGCCUAGAAACAGCCGAUAAAAGGCAAAAAGUGGCAACUCAGUCCCAAGAGAUUCACAGGGCCCAAAACGCUGUGAUCGACUUAACUAGUGAGACAAGGGUGAACGCGGUGAUGCCCGGCAUCUUGCAGCCGUCGAAGCAGCCCAUUCCCAACGCUGGGGUAAGCACUGAAGAAGAAAGCAUCACACCAAGAUCUGGUAUAUCAUUUUCGCAUCCAACAGCUGUGAAGCAUCCUAGAGGGCUCACAGAGUCCACACAGCUAUCGCAGAAACCUACAUCGCUCCCUGCCACUUCAUAUGUGGAAUCUGGGAGCGCAACUAGCCACCACACAAGUUCGAGUGAGUUCCAUAGCCGACUGCGAAAGGACAGAUCUCAUUUGCAGCCUUCAAGCUCAAUGGAGGUCAUUUCUUUACAAGACAAGGUGAUCGGACUGCUAGAAGAAAAAGCUACAACCCUAAGUGGUAAAAUUUCGAUUGUAGAAUCAACAUCACUCUCAGAAGACACUAAGAGACUUCAGAUCCAACAACUAGCCCCGAGGCUAAUGGCACUGGAGAAAGAGCUGAAUGACCUGAAAACCACAUUGCGCUCAUUGAGACCUGUGUCGCGCGUGCUUGAUGGCUCGGUUAGUGAAACUCGGCAUGAGCCAGUGAGCCAUCCUAUUCUCAGCGUUUCCGCUCCUAGCAUCAACCCACAAAUGCUUCAAGGUCCUCAGGUAGCACUUCGUAAUGCCGUCAUAGAAAAAGAUCUCAUCACAGUCCUGGACGACGAAGAUGAUGAUGAAGUUGACGUCAAUGGUCGUGAUAGAGUGCGCAUAGAAGAUCAACCAGGAUUUCUGGCUCAAGUCACCACGUCAAAAGCAGUACCGAUGAUAGAUAAUCAAGCACAAGGGCUACGAGCAAGGCCUUUGCGUAAACACAAAGAAAUCAACUACAAGAUUCCGGAAUUGGAUGAUAGUCUCAAUUACAAUAUGAGGCCAUCGUUUCUGGCUACGCAGCACUCAGGGAAAGACGGAGAAGAUACAACCAUGGAAGCAGAGCCAGAGGAUUCACAGUUUUUGCUCACCGCGGAGGAAGAGCAUGAUGAAGCACGAACUAGUGAUCGAGAGUUUGUUGAAGAUGGUUUGGAUAAUCUUCUAGAUGAAAGCACUGAUGGAGAAUAUCAGGCAACACAGGGCUCAAGUGCUGGUCAUUUGUCUCCAAAAGGCCCUGAACAGGUUUCUGAGUUUGAUCAAAGCCUAAAUGUGCAAAUUAUAGGCUCCUCGCCAGCUCAAAGUCCGCGCAGAGACGUAGGGCCUCGUUCAGGGACUCCUGAGCUCGACUUAACGGGAGCCGAUAACGGUCCUGAAUUCGAUACGAUUACUGAAAGCAUACAGCAGACGUUUCCAAAUCAAAGUCAAGCCAAUUGGCAGCCAUUCUCAUCGAACACAGAGGUACGAGCCCUUCGCGACGAUGAAGUUGUUCACGACGAUACCUUCACUCACAGUGACUCGGAGGAUUUCGAUGAUUUUGAUGCUGAGAGGGAAAAUAUGACUCAAGGUGCCAGUGUAAGAGAAGUGGAUGACGACUUGAGAAUUAUCUCCGAACAAAGGAUAGAGAAUUCUAACCAAGCAAGCCACGAAAUCAAACGGGAGAUUAUUGACGUGGAAUCAGUUUUUAAUGUUGAUGAUCAACCAAACCAGGUAGUAAAAACACAACCUAACGUCAGCAACGAGAGGCUAGAAUACAGUAUGACAGAACCUCAAUAUGCUUGGACACCCGAAGUAUUCCACCGCCUUCAUCAUGUUUUCAAAUUACCAGGAUUUCGCCUCAAUCAGCUGGCGGCGGUCAAUGCGACUUUGGCCGGAAAGGACGUUUUCGUUCUCAUGCCGACAGGUGGCGGCAAGUCUCUGUGCUACCAGCUGCCAGCUGUUGUGAAGUCGGGCACAACAAGUGGCACGACCGUUGUUAUAUCGCCUCUCAUCUCCCUUAUGCAAGAUCAGGUUGCUCACUUACUGGCAAAAAAUGUCAAAGCUUGUAUGUUCAGCUCGAAAGGCACAGCUGAUCAAAGACGGCAGACAUUCAAUCUGUUCAUCAAUGGCUUGCUUGAUCUCAUUUAUAUCUCUCCAGAGAUGAUAAGUGCGUCUGAGCAAUGUAAGAAAGCGAUCGGAAGACUGUACAAAGAUGGGAAGCUCGCGCGUAUUGUCGUGGAUGAGGCACACUGUGUAUCGAAUUGGGGACACGAUUUCAGACCCGACUACAAGGAAUUGAAGUACUUCAAAGAACAGUACCCUGAUAUUCCUCUGAUAGCACUCACAGCUACGGCAAGUGAACAGGUAAGGCUUGACGUUGUCCACAAUUUGCGUUUGAAGGACCCCAUAUUCUUAAAGCAAAGUUUUAACAGGACUAACUUAUACUACGAGGUGCUCAAAAAAGGCAAAGAUGCAGUCUCUUCAAUAUGUGACGCUGUCAAGACCCGGUUCAAGAACCAAACAGGCAUAAUAUACUGCCAUUCUAAAAACUCUUGUGAGCAAACGGCAUCUAUAAUGCAAAAAAGAGGUAUCAAUUCUGCUUAUUACCAUGCGGGCAUGGAACCAGACGAAAGAAAUCAAGUCCAACAAGCUUGGCAAGCUGACAAAAUUCGCGUCAUAUGCGCAACGGUCGCCUUCGGGAUGGGAAUAGAUAAACCGGAUGUUCGCUUCGUUUAUCAUCUUACAGUUCCAAGAACCUUGGAGGGCUACUAUCAGGAAACAGGCCGUGCAGGAAGGGAUGGAAAAUAUUCGUAUUGCAUAAUGUAUUAUACCUUUCGAGAUGUGCGUACCAUGCAGACUAUGAUUCAGAAAGACAAAAAUCUAGACAGAGAUAAUAAGGAAAAGCAUCUUACCAAGCUCCAGCAAGUUAUGCAGUACUGUGAGAACGUUACUGACUGCAGAAGGCAACUGGUUUUGUCAUAUUUCAACGAAAAGUUUGAAUCCUCGCUUUGUAAAAGUAAUUGUGACAAUUGCAAGAAUAGCGUUAACACCACUACCGAAGAGCGGGACAUUACAGCGGAGACUCUAAACAUAGUGAAGUUAAUUUCCGAAAUACAGGAUGAGAAAGUAACAUUGAUUCACUGUCAAGACAUAUACAAAGGGUCACGCAAUUCCAAAAUAGUGCAAGCAGGCCACGAUAAGCUCAACUACCAUGGUCAGGGAAAAAACAUGUCGAAAUCAGAGAUAGAAAGAAUCUUUUUUCACUUAGUCACCAAUCAAGUUCUGCAAGAAUACCCUGUGAUGACGGGGCGAGGCUUUGCUUCAAAUUAUAUCAAAGUGGGAAGCAAGGCACGACAGGUUUUGAAUGGAAGAAUGAAGGUGUCGAUGCAUUUUGUCACCUCAAAUGGUGCCUCUUCGAGACCAGGGUCUGCUCCUCCAGUUCAAAUGGCAGACUUGAAUGGAAAGACGCCAACUGAUAACAGCAAUGGAAAUAAUGCUUUGUUACGGACCGCUGGCGCGUCUAGCUUUAGCCGACCAGCCCUUAAUCGUUAUGCUUAUGAUGAAAAUAAACCUUCAUCAGAUUCAAAACUUUACAAUCGAUCUGCAUCGCCAAUACUGAUGGAAGACAAUACAAGUCAUUUAUCAGCUGAGGAGCAGCUGAGUGUAACAACAGCUUACCAAGAACUGAGGCAGAGAGCGAUGGACGUCGCCAGCCGAAACGGCUAUACCUCUUUCAUGGGCGUCAUCUCUGAACAAGCUCUGAAAAAAGCUGCAGUUACGCUGCCGAGUUCCAUUGAGCAGUUUCGACUGUUGCCCAAUUUGACCACCUCUCAACAGCAAAACUUUGCCCAUUUCAAAGAACUUCUGAUAACUUUACGGGCUAGGCGCCAAGCUUCAAGCCGACAACAAACCUCUUGGCAGGCUCCGCCGGCUCCGGGUACCACUCCCUUGUUCCAAGGUUCUGAUUUCAUCGAAGCUUCGGAGAUGCAAAGACGCGAUAGCGAGAUAUUGCAACAAAUACGUAACUCUGCAUCCAUCGACUUUAGCCCUAACGUUCUAAGCCAAAAAUUUAGAAGCAGUCAGUCCAAAGCAAAACGAGGAAAGAGGAACAAGUGGCCUGCGAAAAACUGGGCUAAGAGGUGA
Molecule: messenger RNA, 4176 nt
Organism: Lachancea sp. 'fantastica'
Lineage: Eukaryota; Fungi; Ascomycota; Saccharomycetes; Saccharomycetales; Saccharomycetaceae
Source: the annotation of a GenBank genome assembly